Messenger RNA from Paramecium primaurelia, 1496 nucleotides. Lineage: Eukaryota; Ciliophora; Oligohymenophorea; Peniculida; Parameciidae. The record is from the annotation of a GenBank genome assembly.
AUGAACAUACUUAUAAUUAUCUUUCUCAUUUGUAAUGCAUAUCAUCAUUAGGGUACACUUCAAAUCAAUCAUACUCUUUCUUUAAAAACUAAUAUAACACAAAAUGCUCAAAGCAUAAUAAUUAACUUUAUAUUACCUUAUUAUAGAAACAGAGAUUAAACGGUGGCUUGCUUUUUAUCAAAUUUUGAUUUAGAAUUAUAGAUAUUAAAUAUUUAAGAUUUAAAAUUAAAAAAUGAAAAUGAUAUUGUUUAUGACUUACAUAGUAUAUAAUCAAAUAGCAAUACUUAGCUUAUAGAACACUUAUUAUUAAAUACAAUCUAUUUGUAUUGCUAAUCUUAAACUAUCAGUCAAAUUGAAUAUUAAUUAAUCUAUAAAGAAGAUGCCUAUAAACCAUGUUGCAUCAAUGAUUGUUAGGAUUAUAAUUACACAAAAUUUAUAAGUAAAUCUUAUUGUUUAAAUAAUCACUGUGAAUGUCAAACUAAUUAAAUUGGAUUCUUCUGUUAACUUUCUUCAAGUUAUAUAUUGAGUAGUACUUAAUAAGAAGUAAUAUUAGAUUCAUUUUAAUGGAAAUUCUUUUAUGAUUAAUAUAAUAAUAUUAUGGAUUUGCUAUUAUUAUGCAACCUCUCAAUUGAAGAUAAAUCUGUAUGUAAAUUUGUAUUAAUCUAUAUUAAGUAUAUAGUAUUACAUUAAGAUAAAUUCCUUAAUUAGAAAUUCCUAAUUUGUCUAUGAGUAAAAUCUUAGUUAAUGGUACUUCUUUAUAUAUUGAGCUUUCCAAAUUAAUAGAAAAUUCAAAUGGAAGUAAAAUCUUUUACAUAGGAUAAUAUAAUAAUAAGUCAUAACAAUAAUAAUUAAAAAUUACAAUAGUAUCAAAUAAAUCAUUAGAUUAUGAAUAACUUGAAAGAAAUACAAUAAUAACUAUUAUUUAUAAUAACUUGUAUUUUAAGUUAUAUCAAAUCUAAAAAAUUACAAGUCUAAUAAUAAAUUGGUCGUGUAAGGUAAAUGAGGAUUGAGGAAAAUAAUUAAGUCUAAAUAGAUGUGCCUAAAUAAUCUAUAUAUUAGGAUUUAGUUAAAAAUUUAUCAAAUAGUAUUUUGGUGUGAUUUCAUAUAAAAAACUUGUAUAAUAAUAUCCUGGGUUAAAACAAUUUGAAGAUUGCAUAAUAUGUUUAGAAUCUAUAAAAAAUGGAUCUAAAAAAUAAUUAAGACAUUGUUCAGUUACUCUUUGUUUCCAUAUUUUUCAUUAGAAAUGCUUAACUUCAUGGUUACAAAAAUAAUAAAAUUGUCCAUUUUGUAGAGAAGAAUUUACAAUUAGACUGAUUCUAAAUAAAUAUCCUUGGCUUGAUUUAAAGUAAUAAAGAUUAAAUAAUCCAAUUUAAUUAUAAUCUAAAUAUAAAUAGAAUAUGAAAUAUAGUUCAAAUACGGAUCAAUCAUAAGAUAAUUAAUUAAAUGAUAGUUAAUAAGAAUUAGUAAGAAAAGAUAAAAUAAUUUUAGAGAUAUGA